AUGGCUAAGAGAAGCGCCGACCUAACAGAGCUGCGGCCCUCAAAGAAGUCCAAGUCAGACGAGGAGUCCUCAAUCAAGAAGGAGAAGAGAGACAAGAAGGACAAGAAGGAGAAGAAAGAAAAGAAGGAGAAGAAGGAGAAGCAAGAGAAGAAGGAAAAGAAGGAGAAGAGCGAAAAGAAGGAGAAGAGCGAAAAGAAGGAGGAGAAGGAGAAAAGGAAGGAAAAGGAGAACGACGAGGACAGAGUGAUCGCAACUUCCCCUUUGGAAGUAAAGGGUUACAUGCAGGCUUCGGCCCUGACUGAUCUGCCUCAGUCCCAGAUCGAUCAGUUCCUGGAGGAAAAGGUCAUCAAGAUCACAGAUUCAGCCACAGAUGCACCUCCUCAACUUCGCCCAAUCAUUUCCUUCGACUACCUUCCCCCUUGUGGGAACAACCUUUACGCGCCCUUGAAAGCAUUCCCUGCUCCCUCGCCUAUUCAGGCCGCUACCUGGCCGCUGCUCUUGUCCGGUCGCGAUGUCAUUGGUAUUGCAGAGACCGGCAGUGGUAAAACCUUGGGUUUCGGCCUUCCGUGUCUAAAGAAACUGCUGGACUCCAAGCGUAGCCGCGCGCCGUACCAACCAGCCGCUGUGAUCAUUUCUCCAACGCGUGAGCUUGCUAUGCAAAUUUACGACCAGCUCGUCAAGUUCUCUGAUGUUGCCAACGCUGAUGUAACGUGCAUCUUCGGUGGUGUGGGCAAGGAUGAACAGCGGGUGGCACUGAGGACGGCUGCAAUUGUGGUCGCCACUCCUGGCCGUCUGAAGGAUCUUCAGAAUGACGAGUCUGUCGAUCUGAGCAAGGUCAACUACCUUGUCUUGGACGAGGCUGAUCGUAUGCUGGAUAAGGGAUUUGAGCAGGAUAUCAAGGACAUCAUCGCGCCUAUGCCAGUCUCCGAGAGACAGACAGUCAUGUUCACAGCCACUUGGCCCAAGUCGGUCCGUGAACUUGCUGCUACCUUCAUGAACUCUCCCGUGACCGUGACAAUUGGUGGUGACCCUUCUGCAGAUCCUCGUGCCAACACUCGCAUCAAGCAAGAGGUCGAGGUCCUCGACGGUCGCGAGAAGGAGAACCGUCUCAUUCAGCUGCUGAACCGAUCACAAAGAGGUCAAAGCCCCGAGAAGGUUCUGGUCUUCUGUCUCUACAAGAAAGAGGCUAUGCGCAUUGAGGGUCUUAUCAAGAGGAAGGGAUUCCGUGUUGCCGGAAUUCACGGCGACCUGAACCAGUCGGACCGAUUCCGCAACCUUGAGGCGUUCAAGAGCGGAUCCGCGACCGUUUUGGUUGCCACCGAUGUGGCUGCUAGAGGUCUUGAUAUCCCCGCCGUGAAGUUGGUCAUUAACGUUACUUUCCCUCUCACGGUGGAAGACUACGUUCACCGAAUCGGCCGAACUGGCCGAGCUGGUGCAGAGGGUCACGCUGUUACCCUUUUCACUGAACAAGACAAGGCACUUUCUGGCGGUCUGAUCAACGUCCUAAAGGCUGCGAAGCAAGAGGUCCCCGAGGCUUUGCUCAAGUUCGGUACUACUGUUAAGAAGAAGCAGCACGACGCCUACGGUGCCUUCUACAAGGAUAUUGGCACCGACAAGAAGGCCACAAAAAUCACAUUUGAUUAG
Molecule: messenger RNA, 1644 nt
Organism: Penicillium diatomitis
Lineage: Eukaryota; Fungi; Ascomycota; Eurotiomycetes; Eurotiales; Aspergillaceae
Gene: dbp3
Product: RNA-dependent ATPase DBP3
Exons: 2
Coding region: 1-1644 (547 amino acids)
Biological process (GO): rRNA processing
Cellular component (GO): nucleolus
Molecular function (GO): ATP binding; RNA binding; RNA helicase activity
Source: RefSeq, a predicted model, not a curated record